Etheostoma spectabile (orangethroat darter) is the source of this 1554-nucleotide messenger RNA. It is a transcript of the gene nudcd3, whose product is annotated as NudC domain containing 3. Gene Ontology annotation, biological process: protein folding. Gene Ontology annotation, cellular component: cytoplasm. NCBI's taxonomy places the organism in Eukaryota, Metazoa, Chordata, Actinopteri, Perciformes, Percidae. The record is from RefSeq and is a predicted model, not a curated record. The transcript is spliced from 6 exons. The coding region runs from base 228 to 1289 and encodes 353 amino acids.
GCGUUCGGUCUGUAGAAGAAGGUGCACUUAUUUUGAAAAGCUGACACGGGAAGUGUCACUAUUUGUUCUAGAAGGAGAAACACAGGUGCUAAAAAACAGUUUCCCAGCGACUCCCACUUGUUUUAUGAACUUAUAUUUCGUGACGCAGGCUCUUUUUCUCGGUCUCGAGCUCGUCGGUUGGGGGUACUUCGACGGUUGGUGAAGACGGUUAACCGUUAGAAGCCGUCAUGGCGUCGCCUCUGCAGAUGACAGAGAUGUACGACAACGCUCUGCUCGGGAUCCUGCAGCACGUCGGAAACAUCCAGGACUUCCUCCAGGUCUACUUCGGGUUUCUGUACCGCAAGACGGACUUCUACCGCCUGCUGUCGGGUCCCAGCGAGAAGAUGGGCUUCCCCCCCGGGGUGGCGGAGAAGAUGGUGUUUAAGACGUUCAAGCUGUUUGAGAAGCUGGCGGAGCACGACCGAGAGCGGCUGCAGAGCGAGCUGCAGAAGAGAGAGGAGGGUCUCUGUGCCCCCCCGGCGGUUCAGGAGCUGGAGAUCAGGGACCAGGAGGAGCCGGGCACAGAGGAGGGCUCUCCCGGGGAGGGUCCUGCUCCUCCUUCCUCCUCGGGAGCUACCGCUGACCCCCCACCCGACAGGGGCGGCGUUGGUGGUCCGGGUCCGGUGGCUCGGGGAGACCAGGAGGCUGCAGCCGGGGAGACCCCAACAGAAAAGACUCAGGAGAAGUUCCAGGCGGACCCCGACAGUUACAACGGGGCUGUGAGGGAAAACUACAGCUGGUCUCAGGACUACACGGACGUGGAGGUCCGAGUGUUUGUGCCCAAGACGGUUGUUAAAGGCCGACAGGUCAGAGUCAGUCUGCAGACCGGCAGCUUGCAGGUGUGUGUGAGGGAGGGAGCCGAGGAGAAGACACUGAUGGAGGGACAGUUCACCCACAAGAUCAACACUGAGAACUCCCUGUGGAGUCUGGAGCCUGGACACUGCGUGGUGCUGUCGCUCAGCAAGACCUCGGAGGUUUGGUGGAACGCGGUGCUGAAAGGAGAACAGGAGAUCGACAUCGACAAAAUCAACCGCGAACGCUCCAUGGCAACGGUUGACGAGGAGGAGCACGCCGUUCUGGACCGACUCUCCUUCGACUACCACCAGAAGCUGCAGGGCAAACCCCAGAGUCACGAAAUGAAAGUGCACGACAUGCUGAAGAAGGGCUGGGACGCUGAAGGCUCGCCCUUCAGAGGGCAGCAGUUCGACCCCUCCAUGUUCGACAUCCCGCCCAGCGCCGUGCAGUUCUGAGGACGCAACUCGGCCAAGUACGAACUGAAUCCUGGUUUAUUCACAGAGCCGCUUGUAGGGAAGUCAGCAUUCACCUGCCGGUCUGUGGCGUUGGACUUUAACUAUACGAGCCGAACUGAAGCUGGUUUUGCGUGGAGUGUGAACACAGAUGAGGACAGAUGUCAUUCUAUCAAUUUUUUUGAUGUUUUGGUAGUAAGAAAUCCGAUAAAUAUGUGUUCUUUGUUAUCUGUUUUGCUCUUUGUUUAAAAAAAAAGAAAUCUGCAGU